Dentiscutata erythropus is the source of this 831-nucleotide messenger RNA. The record is from the annotation of a GenBank genome assembly. Lineage: Eukaryota; Fungi; Glomeromycota; Glomeromycetes; Diversisporales; Gigasporaceae.
AUGAAUAUCACUAAAAGUAUAAUUAUAUUCGUGUGCAUUCUUAUCGUCUCUGACGUACUUGCUCAAAUAACACCACCACCAGCUGCCCCGGUUGGAACUCCUAAAGAACCACCAACCAAUGUCUCCGCCCCUAAAGGUGUUCCGAACAAUAGUCCCCCGACAACUAACCCUCUGAAUGGCACUACCCCUCCGGUAAAUGAUCCGAAGAAUCCUCCGAAGGGUCCUCCGGAAGGUAGUCAACCAGCAGGUGUUCCAAAUAGUCAACCGACAGCUCCUCCAGCAGGUGUUUCCCCGACAACUGGUCAACAGGCAGGUGUUCCUCCACCGACAACUGGUCAACAGGCAGGUGUUCCUCCACCGACAAAUAAUCAACCAGCAAAUGUUCCUCUCACAGGUGUUCCUCCGACAAAUAGUCAACCGGGAGGUGUUCCUCCAGAUGCUUCUCCGGCAAAUGGUAAACAGGCAGGGGUUCCUCCACCGACAAAUAGUCAACCGGUAGGUGUUCCUCCGACAAAUAGUCAACCGGUAGGUGUUCCUCCGACAAGUAAUCAACCGGCAGCUGGUCAGCCGGAAAGUGCUCAUACAAAAGGUAGUCUUCCGACGGGUGAUCCUCGGUCUCCAGCUGAUAAUCCGAAUAGUGAUCCAAAUAGUGGUCAAAAAACUGGUAGUCCGACAAAGGUUGUAAUUUCCAAUGCUCAUGCUAGUACAACUUCUGAUGACAGUAUUGUACCUUUUGAUGCUACAGAUACUGCACCAAGCGUUCGGAUUAACUAUUUAGAAUUGAUCGUUGGCUCUUUUGUUCCUUUAUUAAUUGGUAGUUUAUUCUAUUAG